AUGGCAGCAGCUGGGGGUGAUGCUGGAGAAAGAGGAGUUGUGGGGAAAGGAGAGAUGGGGACACAUGCAGGGGCACAUCUAGAGGUCCUUCGUACCCAUGUGAUGGUGCGUGUCGGAGGGGGCUGGGACACAUUAGAGCACUAUUUGGACAAGCAUGACCCGUGCCGUUGUGCUGCUUUCGCCCACCGCUACCAUCAGGCUAAAGCUAGUGGCCAAGGUCAGGGAGCCCAGAGCAAGUCCUCGAGCGCCCACUCCUCCCGCUCCACCAGCCCGGGUCCACACUGGCGAAAUGAUGGCAUCGCACCCUAUAAACCUUCUGACAGGCGGUCCCUGGAGCCCCACUCUGCUCAGUGUGCCUCGUCAUCUUCCUCUGCACGACCAGGCCGACCUCAGAACUCUUUAGAGCUCGACUCUGGCGCAGCACGUAGUCUUCUCCCAAAGCCGCCAAGAGAUCGCUCAGAGCCCCGCCACUUUAAUCCUCUCAG
Neolamprologus brichardi is the source of this 485-nucleotide messenger RNA. Lineage: Eukaryota; Metazoa; Chordata; Actinopteri; Cichliformes; Cichlidae. The record is from RefSeq and is a predicted model, not a curated record.